This is a messenger RNA of Alternaria arbusti, 1476 nucleotides long. RefSeq lists its product as uncharacterized. The transcript has a single exon. NCBI's taxonomy places the organism in Eukaryota, Fungi, Ascomycota, Dothideomycetes, Pleosporales, Pleosporaceae. The record is from RefSeq and is a predicted model, not a curated record. Bases 1 to 1476 code for a protein of 491 amino acids.
AUGUCUACUCCUGGUCGCAUCGUAGAGUGGACCGCGAGCGACGGACGAAAAGGCAGACUCACAGGCACCGGCAAACCACGACUUACUGCAGCCAGCCUCGCGAAGGUACCUUCUGAACAACGGCCGGCAAAGGAGCCAGUAGGCGCGAAGAGUAGCCCAAAGAAAGCAGCUUCGACUAAGCCCGCCACUGAUGGAGAUAACUUGUGGGGUAACCAUGGGUGGGGUGACGCCAAUGCAAAGAGCGAAUCGAAGAAGUCGAGCUCGAAGAAGGCCUCAAGUAACAAAGGUGAUGGAUGGGUCGUACAGGAAUCGGGUAAUGACACAAACGAUCCAUUAGCAGCCACCUGGGGUACUACUCCAGAUGCUACAGGUGGCGACGACAACAAAGAGAAGAAAGACGAACCCGCAGCACCUUGGGAGGCUACGACUGUCCCGGACAACAACACAGUCCCAGAAGAGAAUGACAAGAAGGAUGGAGAGUCAAACGGAUGGACUAAAGAGCAAGAUGAAAAGCUGAUACAGCUGAAAACUAAAACUUCGAAAAGUUGGGCUCAGAUGGGCGAAGAAAUUGGUGGUAAGACAAAGCAAGAUUGCAUCGACCGUUUCAAAGAGAUCCAACCGAAGGGAUACAAGGCCAACGAGGUCAACCAAGGGGGUGGAGGCAAGAAGGGAAAGAAGGGGAAGAAAACAGAUCAACAUGAUGGAAACAACAAGGAUGACACGAAGAAAGAAGAAAAGAAGGAUGAGGAAACGGGGGAUGAUGGCGGUUUAUUGGGUCUCACGUUUGGAGAAGAUACUGGUAACAGCAAAGACGAGUCUGGUGACAAGAACAAUUCUGGGGACAAAGCACCCGAUGUAUGGGGCGGUACUGCAGACUGGGACUUCACUGGGGCAAAUGCUGCAGGCACUGGUACGAAUGCUUGGGAAACCCAAGUUGGAUGGGGCACUGGCGCCACUACGGGUGGUGGAGACGUGGCGAAUGAUGCUGCCGCGAGCUGGGACAAUAUCGGUGGAAACGACUGGAUUAAAGGGACGAACAACAACCACAAAAACAACACCGGCGGCGGUGCCGGAGGUGCGAAAGCUUCAAGGCAGAAAGUCCCUUCAAACCAAAUGCCUCCGCGGGCGCCCGCUCAGCCCAAUACCAGCAACGGCAACAACAACAACAGCAACAACAAUAACAACAACAACAACAACAACAACAACAACAACAAAAACAACAACAACAACAACAACGCCCGUCCUAUCGCCGCUCGUCCUCUCGAACUCGAAGUAAAACCCGACGAUACUUUCUCCGCCGAUGACUUGCGUCUAGUCGCUCGCAUCUUACAACAAGAUUGCUCAAUGGUAUGGAAUAGGGUCAGCUGGCGAUUCAGGGACAAGACAGGUAGAACCCUUCAUGCUGAUGAGUUCGAGAAAAAGAUCACUGGGCGUCUAGAGGGCAAAGGUAGCGAGACGGGUGAGCGGAGGCGGUAG